Molecule: messenger RNA, 3020 nt
Organism: Hydractinia symbiolongicarpus
Lineage: Eukaryota; Metazoa; Cnidaria; Hydrozoa; Anthoathecata; Hydractiniidae
Product: gamma-aminobutyric acid type B receptor subunit 2-like
Exons: 4
Coding region: 72-2786 (904 amino acids)
Biological process (GO): gamma-aminobutyric acid signaling pathway; G protein-coupled receptor signaling pathway
Cellular component (GO): G protein-coupled receptor heterodimeric complex; membrane
Molecular function (GO): G protein-coupled GABA receptor activity
Source: RefSeq, a predicted model, not a curated record
AUUGUAUUCUAAUUAUAUACUUUUUGUCAAAUAGUAAUUACCAUCGUCAUUAAGGAUGUCCACACUUUGAUAUGUUUUUUUUAUUAAGACGAAGAAAUUUCUUCAGUGUUGAAAGAAAAAUUUGUAAACAACGAAGAAAAAAAGAAAGUGCUAACAUGGAGAUGGAGAAAUGGUUCCUGCUCUUUAUGUUUAUCUCGACAUCACAUUCCGACGACAGACGCCCAUUACGCUUUGCCGCAUUGGUACCGGAAUAUUCAGUAGACAAGGGCUGUAUCAACGCUUCCAUUCAUAUGGCUUUUGAAGACGUUAAAAAGGCUACAAAUCUGCUAAAAGUAAAGGGUAAAAACAUUCAGUUUAAAGUAGUACCAGUCAUACGAGCUGUAGAAGAAACGACCAUUUCAGUGAUCGACACACUGUUUAAUUUGUAUGUAAAAAACAAAAUACCAGUGGUGGGGACAAUUGGACCACCAUUUAAAAAACAAAACGAACUAGGAAUGCAUUUUACGCAUGGAUAUUUUGAGCUGCAAGGAUCAUACAGUGAAGCACAUGAACCAGUUGAAGAUUACUUUGCUUUCUUCUUCAAAAACACCCCUUCUAUCAUAACAAGAUUUGACGCCGCUCGUAGGCUGAUAGACAAUUACAACUGGACAAGGGUCGGAAUAUUAUAUGAUCUUUCGGAUAAAACAUAUCGUAAGAAUGUGGAUAGCUUAAGAAAGGCAAUGGACACCUCAACUGAUAAUAAUAAUUCUUUAAAUAUAUUAUUAUAUAAUAGUAUCUGGAGCGAACCACCCAGGUACUCUGUGUCCAACGAAAUGAGACAACUACAAGAACUGGGGGCAAGGAUAAUAUUAGCACUAGUGUCCGUCCCAGGUGCAAGGAAGAUAUUUUGUGAGGCUUACCUUCGACAAAUGUACUCACCAAAAGUCACGUGGAUACUAUUUGAAACUCUUCCAUCUGAUUGGGCGUCGUCAAAAUAUGAUUCGAUUAUUGAUGAAUUUACCAACAAAAAAACGCGCGAGAUUAGCUGUAACGAAGAAGAGUUGCUGAUAGCUUCAUAUGGGUAUAUUUCUAUUACAAAACAAAAGGUUCGGAGGGAUAAAGAGCAAACUAUCGGUAAUAUGACCGGUAACGAUUUCGUGAAACGUUUACACGACCAUUUGGACGUUGGUGUUAAAUGUCCAGACAACACUGCAUACGCAUACGACAUGGUAUGGACAAUGACAUUACUUUUUGACGACGCGCUUGCAAGUGGGGGGAUAGCAAAUAACGACAUAGAUUUUGAAAAUGACAAUGCCCUUAAAAGAGCCCGACGUAUCUAUAUACUUUUGCGGGACCUCCCAAGGAUAAAGUUUCAAGGAAUUACUGGCCCUGUUUCUUACCAGAGAGUAUUUAAUGAUAAGUCUGAUAGGAUUGGUCAGCUCUCUCUUUUUUCAAACAAAGAAACUUCGGUAAUUAUUGGUAUGGAUGAUUUUACUAAAAAAAAACUAACAAUGAUUCCAGAGGCUACUAGCAUCUUAUUCAAAAAUGGAAAUGUUCCGAAAGAUAAAGCCAUUUAUCUCAAAAAAUUUGCGCAUUUUGCCAAACCGUUACUCGUGACCAUGUGGAUCAUUGCUUGUAUUGGUAUAUUGAUAGCCAUUUCAUUUCUGAUCAUUACACUGGUAUUUUCUCAAGAUAAAAAAAUGUCCAUGCAAUCUCCUGCAAUCAACUGUGUGAUUAUAUUUGGCAGUGUACUAUGUUAUUCAUCUGUUAUCAUCUAUGGACUUGACACUCGCUUCACGUCGAAAGAAAACACACAUUACAUCUGUUGGUCCUUCUUGUUUACAUUAUCAACUGGUUUUACAUUGACGUUUGGAUCGUUGUUUGCCAAAGUAUGGCAUAUUUACAAGUUAUAUAUGACACCAGAAGUUAAACUACAACGUUCAAUGAAGAGCUCCUCCGAUUGGUCACUUUUUGCGAUCAUUGGAUUGUUUAUCUUCAUUGAUUCGAUAGCCUUGAUCAACUGGGUUGAAUUCUCCCCAUUUGAUUAUGACAUUCGUAACAUCACCCAAGAGGAAGAUUUAUUUGCAGAUACAAUAGAGAUAGAGCAGAUCGUUGGUUGUACCUGUAAAUACGAAACUCAAUUUACCAUUGGAAUGUAUUGCUACAAAGGCGUCAUAUUGAUUUUUGGAAUAUUUCUUGCAUGGCAAUCAAGAAAUGCAAAAAUAAAAAUGCAAAACGAAUCAAAACAAAUCGCAAUGGCGAUUUACAAUGUUGUUGCUGUUUCAGUUAUUGGUGUAAUCUGUGUGUCAGUGUUGGCAAACACCACUCGUCAUCAUGCAACAUAUGCUAUUGUGGCUGUCUGCAUCUGUAUAUGUACCACUACAACACUCCUGUUGGUCUUUAUACCAAAGGUUCGGAUGAUAUUAAAUGCCACAGAAAUAAACUCUGGAGGUAGCGACCAAAGCAGUGCGAAUGAGCCAGAGGAUAACUAUCCAAUGGGCUACGUGAAUAGGAGCAUGGAGAAAGACAGCGAUAACAUGAAAUCAGCAUUUUCGACGUGUACUAUGACAUCAGAUGUGUCGUCUGAUCAACCAUGCGGGUCACUUGAUAGUUCAUCUUUUGCAGGAGGAAGCAAUACAUCAAACAAUGCAUUUCUAUCAAAUUCAGUAUUUAAUUCGCCUCCGUCUUAUAACGAAGAACCUAAACGGUACGUCGACAGUAAUGGAUGCUUAGCUUCGGGAGUUUAUGUGGGAACAAUUGAUGAAGAACCUGAAGGUUCCAAUCCAGUUAACGACUCCACUGCUUGAGAAGAGAACUUAUAAGAAGAAGUUGUAAAUACUAAGACUGCAAAUACUUGGUUACAGCGCUGCAAGGAUCCCUACUUUAACAAAUGUCCUCAAUUAUUACGAAUUUAUAGCACCCUUUAUGAUGAAACGCCCCGAGGCGUGUAAUUAUAGCAUUUGACAUCAAGAGAUCAAUUUUAUUUUAUAGCGAAAUUUAACGAAAACAAAUGUCAUUAGAAUAUAUAUUCAUAUACUUCA